This is a messenger RNA of Epinephelus fuscoguttatus (brown-marbled grouper), 1892 nucleotides long. RefSeq names its product P2Y purinoceptor 13-like. Lineage: Eukaryota; Metazoa; Chordata; Actinopteri; Perciformes; Serranidae. The record is from RefSeq and is a predicted model, not a curated record. Gene Ontology annotation, biological process: G protein-coupled receptor signaling pathway; negative regulation of adenylate cyclase activity. Gene Ontology annotation, cellular component: membrane. Gene Ontology annotation, molecular function: G protein-coupled purinergic nucleotide receptor activity. The transcript has 4 exons. Bases 299 to 1342 code for a protein of 347 amino acids.
ACACACACACACGCUUAAAGACAAGGAGAGAGAAAUACUGAGAAAGGCAGACAGAAGGAAAUCUCUUUAGGUCAGGGGUACUAUUUCUUAAUUGAUUGAAGAAAGUAAGACUAAGAGCUUUUUCAGUCUUGGGUUUUCUUUAGUUGCAUUUCCUUGCUGUGGGUAAGAAGAGGAAAGGGGAAUUGGAUAUUUCAUGUCUUCCUUUUUCUGAAAUACUGUAGUUUUUCAACACAUUAUUCAUUAUUCCUCACGCUCCCCACGGUCACAGACGAUAAGGACACAAUAAGAAGGUCAGAAAAUGAACAGCACCCUGUCAAACACUUCCAUCAAGUGCGUUCGGGACACCAGUGUGACAGCGGUGGUUUUCCCCUGUCUGUACAGCAUUCUCUUCGUAGUCGCCCUCAUACUAAACUCCCUGGCUGCAUGGAUCUUCUUCAACAUCCCCAGCUCCUCCACAUUUGUGGUCUUUCUGAAAAAUGUGGUGGUGGCUGACUUGCUGAUGACCCUGACCAUCCCUCUGAGAGUCUUAAGCGAUGCAGGUGUGGGUUCCUGGCGACUGCGCGCCUUCCACUGCCGAUACUCUGCCGUUCUCUUCUACAUCACCAUGUACAUCAGCAUCCUCUUGCUGGGUCUCAUCAGCCUGGAUCGCUACCUGAAGAUAGUCAGGCCCUUUGGGAAGUGUGCCCUGCAGCGAGUUCGUGUUGGUCAGAUCCUCAGUGCAGCCAUCUGGGUGGUCAUGUUGUCUUUAGCGUUACCCAACGUUAUUCUGAGUGACCAGCCGCCACGGGUCUCUGGAGGCAGACUGAAGUGCACCUCCAUGAAGAGCAAAGCUGGCAUGCUGUGGCAUGAAGGAUUCAACUACUUCUGUCAGGUGGUUUUCUGGGGCACGCUGGCCUUGAUGGUGGUUUGCUACACGUUCAUCAGCAAGAAGGUUUAUGAGUCAUACAAAGCCUCAAAGAGCAGAUCUCAAGCGGCCAGUCGCAGAACCAAAGCAAAGGUGUUUGUGGUGGUGGGGGUGUUUUUCAUCUGCUUUGCCCCCUUUCACUUUGCCCGCGUUCCUUACACUCUGACCCAAACUGGUAGCUUGGCGAGUCAUUGCCGGGCACAGAACGCUCUCUACAUCGCAAAGGAAACCACCCUGUGGCUGUCCGCCACUAAUGUGUGCCUGGACCCGCUUAUCUAUGUGUUCCUGUGUAAGGUGUUCAGGAGAAGACUGACAGCCACAAUCUGCCGUAAGCCACUCAACAAAGGUGGCACGGAGUCCACAGCAACAUCAACUCAACUGGAGAUGUCAAAGAUCGCCCAAAGUAACAGACUGUCGUAUAACGGGAUUCCACAAUAAGAUUCUGGACAAUGUACAAUGAAAAAUUAAUAACUGUAACUGUCAAGGCGUGACGAGACACUGCCUGGCAGGUUAUUUGACUUGUAAAUAGCAUUUUAUCUUGGUUGCAUAAAAUAUAAAAUUAAUGUAAGGUGAACAAAAUCAAAAACAAACAAAAAAUGGACAACGCUGUGACAGAAAAGAGUCAAACAUGUCUGGAGGUGGUAAUGAAGUUUCACACCACUGAUGACGACUCUUUCACACACAGUAUACUAACCAAGAACUUCGUGUUUGCUAAGUCAUCCAACAUGUUUCCUUAAUUGUGCUUACUGUCACUUUUCACUUCCUCCUCUUCUAAUCUCAUUCAAACUGCAAUUUCCCUUCAAAAAACUCUGGCGAAAGGGUAAACAUCUUGACAGCACAUAUUCUCCAAUGAUUGCACCACAGGCACAACGUCACUGCCGGGACCGUAUGAUAACCAAAUGAGGAAUACAAUAGACACUGCUUACAGCUGUAACUUCAUGCUAUAUAAAAGGCAUUAAUAAUAAUAAAGUUGUUAUUUUUCAUACUA